AUGAAUUGCCCCUCGCGGAACGACGACACAAUCGCCCAUCCGGCGUGGAACCAGAGUCCACCGCCCUUCAGUCCAGACACCACCACCCGCAAUGACUUCAACGGCCUCGCCAACUCUAGAGUCCACCGUAGACUUGCUGCCGGCAACAGUAUAGGCACAGGAGAGGAUACAUUAUCCCUAGACUUACGACCGCACAUCAUCGGUGACCCGGAUCCUGUCAAAGAGAAGACCGCGGACGGUGAAGUGUUCGCCACGACCUCGGGGUGUGAACCACCUUCGAGGACGUGCGGAUUACCUCACCGUCCUUUCCAAUUCCAAUCAUUCUUUUCCUCGUCAACUGCAAGCUGCACUCGCAGAUUGGUCAAAUUCGCCCGUUUUGUCGGGCCCGGCUUCCUCAUCGCGGUCGCAUAUAUCGACCCGGGAAACUAUGCCACCGACGUUGCAGCCGGUGCGGAGUUUAAGUAUGCCUUGCUGUUCAUAGUUCUCCUGUCCAACCUCUUUGCGAUCCUACUGCAGUCGUUGUGUAUCAAGCUGGGAUCUGUGACGGGUCUCAAUCUGGCUGAAAAUUGCCGUGCGCAUCUGCCUCGCUGGCUGGUAUAUUUCCUUUACUUCUUAUCGGAAGCGGCUAUCAUUGCAACGGAUAUUGCAGAGGUUGUUGGUUCUGCGAUCGCGCUGAACUUGCUGGGAGGCAUACCCUUGGUAGCGGGAUGUGCUAUCACGCUGGUGGAUGUGUUCUUUCUACUACUCUUCUGGCGUCCCAACGGGUCCAUGUGGGGGUUGCGCUUGUUUGAAUUUUUUGUCAUGGGCCUCGUGCUGGCCGUGGUUAUCUGCUUUUGCAUUCAGCUGUCUCUCAUCAAGAAUCAGUCAGUUGGGGAAGUCUUCCGAGGCUAUCUCCCGUCGUCUGCAAUUGUCCAAUCUGAAGGUCUCUACCAAAGUUGCGGUAUCCUCGGUGCAACCGUCAUGCCACAUUCCCUCUUUCUUGGCAGUGGAGUUGUUCAGUCCCGUCUCAAAGACUUCGAUGUCACCGAGGGCUACGUACAGUCCACUGUGCCCCUGGGAAGCACUGGCGGUGAAGUUGAAUAUCGCCCUUCGAUUCAAGCUAUCCGUAGCUGCAUGAAAUACUCUAUCAUCGAGUUGUCAUUGUCGCUCUUCACGUUUGCUCUUUUUGUCAAUAGCGCUAUUCUCAUUGUCGCUGGUUCCGCCCUAUACGACGUUCCUGGUGGCGCUUCCGCUGAUCUCUUCGGCAUUCAUAAAUUACUUUCCUCAUCAAUCUCCAAGGGCGCCGCUCUCGUUUUCGCACUGGCACUUCUGCUGUCCGGUAUAUCUGCUGGAAUUGUAUGCACCAUGGCUGGCCAAAUGGUCAGCGAGGGUAUGUUGAACUGGAGCAUCAAACCAUGGCUUCGACGACUCAUCACUCGCUCCAUCAGCAUUAUCCCCAGCAUUAUCAUCGCUGCCGCUGUGGGCAAGGAAGGACUUGACAAGACCUUGACCGCGAGUCAGGUCGUUUUAAGUGUCAUCCUGCCAUUCGUCUCGGCUCCUUUGAUUUGGUUUACUUGCUUCAACAAAUAUAUGACCGUACCCGCCGAGCAAACCAGCGAAGGGGACGGAGAGGUGGAAGUUGAGAAAAUUGGGAUGCGCAAUCACUGGGCCCUCUCCAUCAUCGCGGUGCUGGUCUGGUUACUCAUUGCCGUGAUGAAUAUCGCGCUGCUGGUACUGGUCGGUCUGGGAAAAGCUUGA
Molecule: messenger RNA, 1737 nt
Organism: Penicillium atrosanguineum
Lineage: Eukaryota; Fungi; Ascomycota; Eurotiomycetes; Eurotiales; Aspergillaceae
Exons: 2
Coding region: 1-1737 (578 amino acids)
Biological process (GO): intracellular manganese ion homeostasis; iron ion transport
Cellular component (GO): membrane
Molecular function (GO): manganese ion transmembrane transporter activity; cadmium ion transmembrane transporter activity
Source: RefSeq, a predicted model, not a curated record